CUAUAUUGGUAAAGGAGGGAAGAAAGGUAGAGAAAGGCAUACUAUAAUCUGAAAAUGGUCUGCAUUUGGACAACAGCCGUAGCAGCGAUUGUGUUCUUUUAUUUCCUUCAACAGUUUGUAAACCUGGGAAAGAAGAAAAAACUGCCUCCAGGCCCGACAGGCCUCCCAAUUCUAGGCCAUUUCCACCUCUUGGGGAAGAAUCCCUACCAAGAUUUGCACCGUUUGGCACGAAAGUACGGCCCGAUCAUGUACAUGCGCUUCGGCACCGUGCCCACGAUCAUCGUCUCAUCACCGGCCGCAGCUGAGCUCUUCUUGAAGAAGCACGAUCUCACUUUCGCCAACAAGCCUCAUCACGAGGCCUCCAAUUACCUAAGUUAUGAGCAAAGAAACAUAGUCUUCGGAAGGUACGGGCCGUAUUGGCGCAACAUGCGAAAACUUGCCACCUUGGAGCUGCUGAGCAAUCUCAAGAUCAGCCAGUUUCAACCGAUGAGGAAGGCUGAGAUUGACAUUUUGGUGGGCUCACUCAAAAGCGCUGCUGAAAUUGGUGAAACUGUCGAUAUGAGCGUCAGAAUUGCGUCAGUCAGUGCUGAUAUGACGUGUCUGAUGGUGUUCGGGAGGAAAUACGCUGACAAAGAUUUGAAUGACGAAGGGUUAAAGGAAGUGAUGAAGGAGACGGUGGAGGAGGCCGCGGCUUUUAAUCUUGGAGACUAUUUUCCCUAUCUUCGGGGGCUUGAUCUUCAGGGCUCGGCCCGACGAUUGAAGAAACUUAGCAAGAUUUUUGACAGGUUUCUUGAGAGGAUCAUUGAUGAUCAUGUUCAGAACAAGAAAGAAAAGCAGCAGAGCUCUCAAGACUUUGUGGACACCAUGAUGGGUAUUAUGGAGUCCGGAGAGGCUGGAUUCGACUUUGAUCGCCGUCAUGUCAAAGCUGUGUUAUUGGAUAUGCUGCUAGCAGGAAUAGAUACUUCAACAGCAGCAGUGGAAUGGGCAUUGUCAGAAGUCAUCAGGCAUCCAGUAGUAACAAAGAAGCUUCAAAAAGAACUAGAAGAAGUUGUCGGCUUGGACCAGACCGUGAACGAAUCACAUCUUUCCAGCCUCAAAUACCUAGAUUACGUGGUCAGGGAAUCAAUGAGGCUCCACCCCGUCAGCCCACUGUUGAUCCGCGAAGGCAUGGAAGAUUGUGAAGUCGACGGGUUCCACAUACAGAAGAAAUCACAGGUCCUAGUGAACGUCUGGGCCAUCGGGAGAGAUCCCGAUGCCUGGACGGACCCUGAGACGUUUUUCCCUGAGAGGUUUCUUGGCAGCAACGUGGACGUUCGGGGACGGGAUUCCCAGCUUAUACCUUUCGGGACUGGAAGGAGAGGGUGCCCUGGAUUGCAAUUGGGGCUAACAAUUGUCCAGUUAAUGGUGGCACAAUUGGUUCAUUGCUUUGAUUGGGAGCUUCCUGAAGGAAUGCAGCCUGAUGAGCUGGAUAUGUCUGAGAACUUUGGCCUGAUCACUGCCAGGGCUAAGCAUCUCGUGGCCAUCCCCAAGUACAGAUUGCAUCAGUAGAAGAGUACAAUUCAUAAUUAAUCACUUGGCUAAAUGGACCAAUUACAUACAAGUUUAUUAUACUUGUGUAGUUAAAAUUUCUCACACAAUACGAA
Sesamum indicum (sesame) is the source of this 1643-nucleotide messenger RNA. Its product is annotated as cytochrome P450 71AU50. The record is from RefSeq and is a predicted model, not a curated record. Gene Ontology annotation, molecular function: monooxygenase activity; iron ion binding; heme binding. Lineage: Eukaryota; Viridiplantae; Streptophyta; Magnoliopsida; Lamiales; Pedaliaceae.